UUUUGUGUAGACCUAUUUAAUAUAUAUAUAUAUAUAUGUAUAUAUAUAUAUAUAUAUAUAUAAAACCAUACCCAGUAUAUCAGUAGCCUACUGAUAACUCAGCAAAUAAUUGUAAUUUGAUGUUUUUCAUUAUGCAGGUUUUUGAUCAACUCAAGCAAGUGAAUUUUACUAAAAAUAAUUAUUCUGUUUCAUUUGAUUCCAAUGGAGACCCUGUGGCCACCUAUGAACUUGUGAAUUGGCAGCUUCAAGGAGACGGUUCAAUUGAUUUUGUGACAGUGGGUCAAUAUGAUGCAUCCCAGCCUAAAGGCCAAGAAUUCGGUCUGAGCAAAGAUAUAAUUUGGUUUGAUGGCAGUGAAAAGGUGCCUGUGUCUGUGUGCAGUAAGAGCUGUCCUCCAGGUACUAGGAAGGCUGUGCAAAAAGGAAGACCUGUCUGCUGUUAUGACUGCAUUAACUGUGCAGAAGGAGAAAUCAGCAAUGAGACAGAUUCUUUAGAAUGCCAAAAAUGCCUGCCUGAGUACUGGCCUAAUAAUGAGAAGGACAAGUGCCUUCUUAAACCAGUGGAGUUUCUCUACUGGGAUGAGAUCCUUGGGAUUAUCCUGGCUGCUUUCUCUGUUAUUGGCUCUUUAGUGGCUUUGAGCAUUACUCUACUCUUCUACAAAAACAGGGCAUCUCCGAUAGUAAGAGCCAACAACUCAGAACUGAGCUUCCUGCUGCUCUUCUCAUUGACUCUGUGUUUCCUCUGUUCACUUACUUUCAUUGGUCGGCCCACUGAGUGGUCCUGUAUGUUGCGUCACACAGCGUUCGGGAUAACUUUCGUCCUCUGUAUCUCCUGUGUUCUGGGGAAAACAAUAGUGGUGUUAAUGGCCUUCAAAGCUACACUUCCAGGAAGUAAUGUUAUGAAAUGGUUUGGGCCUCAUCAACAGAGACUCAGUGUUUUUGCUUUCACUCUUGUACAGGUUCUUAUAUGUGUACUUUGGUUAACAAUAUCCCCACCUUUUCCCUACAAUAACAUGCAACACUACAAAGAAAAGAUAAUUCUUGAAUGCAGUUUUGGAUCAGCUAUUGGUUUCUGGGCUGUACUGGGUUAUAUUGGCCUCCUAGCUUUCCUUUGCUUUGUUUUAGCUUUUCUUGCCCGAAAACUGCCUGAUAAUUUCAAUGAGGCUAAAUUCAUCACAUUCAGUAUGCUCAUAUUUUGUGCUGUUUGGAUCACCUUUAUUCCAGCUUAUGUCAGCUCUCCAGGGAAAUUUACUGUAGCUGUAGAGAUUUUUGCUAUUUUAGCUUCAAGCUUUAGUCUGAUUCUCUGUAUUUUUGCUCCUAAGUGUUUCAUUAUUGUCUUUAGACCAGAGCAGAAUACCAAAAAACAUUUAAUGGGUAAAGUACCAUCAAAAUCCCUUUGAGACAAAUAUUUUACAUGUUUGUGCUAUAUGUGCAAAAAAAAAAAAAAAAAAAAAAAGAUACACACAAUAAAUAUUCUUUGGUAUAGUUUUAUGCUUACAAAUGUUGGCCUAACAGAUGAUGUGUAGUAUAUUCACAACUUGUGUAGUUCAUUAAUGCUACUAUAUUUUAACAUAUUUCUUGUUAAGACAUAAAAAUAAAACCUUUUUUUUUUCCUCAUUUAACAUUGCUUAAUAUUUCACUGCUACCCAUUCUUACUCCUAAGAACUCUGUGCAUUACUAUACAGCAGGGGUUGGCAACCUAUGGCCGUGUUUCUCAUCCGGCGGGUCGCAACCAAAAGUGGGUCGCAAGAGUGUGUUGUGAAGUGUGUAAUCAAAGAAAC
Messenger RNA from Ctenopharyngodon idella (grass carp), 1778 nucleotides. RefSeq names its product extracellular calcium-sensing receptor-like. Gene Ontology annotation, biological process: G protein-coupled receptor signaling pathway. The coding region runs from base 120 to 1397 and encodes 425 amino acids. Lineage: Eukaryota; Metazoa; Chordata; Actinopteri; Cypriniformes; Xenocyprididae. Gene Ontology annotation, cellular component: membrane. The transcript is spliced from 3 exons. Gene Ontology annotation, molecular function: G protein-coupled receptor activity. The record is from RefSeq and is a predicted model, not a curated record.